This is a messenger RNA of Xyrichtys novacula (pearly razorfish), 17276 nucleotides long. The record is from the annotation of a GenBank genome assembly. Lineage: Eukaryota; Metazoa; Chordata; Actinopteri; Labriformes; Labridae.
AAGAGUGGGCGGUGCUUCCCCUUACGUCACUCUGAUUGACAUACGCACACAGGGCGAUCGUCUUUCUUCUCUCUCUUCAAUCCUGCGGUUACCCUCCGAUCUUCUGACCACUCCACCAUCCGACGUAAAAUGGCGCAGGAGUUUGUUAAAACCCAGAUCAAAGGAGACAAGGUGGUGCUGUUCAUCAAGCCCACCUGCGGUUUCUGCAUCAAGGCCAAAGACGUUUUAUCAAAGUACAAGUUCAAGCCAGGACAUCUGGAGUUCAUUGAUAUCAGUGGACGGAGUGACAUGGACAAAAUGCAAGAUUACUUCCUGGAGCUCACCGGGGCCCGCACGGUAAACACAAAGCUGCUUGGUUAUAAUGUUGUGUUACAAAUAAGAGCUUCACUUUAAACUGCUAAACACACAGGCCUAAAUGUUUUAAUGUUAUUCCACCUGAGGCUUUUAGAGAGUAAGGUUAUUUUCAUUUCAUUCCAUUAAUGUUGUCAUUCGCAGGUUCAUCACUUAAUAAUUACAAGUAAAAGCAGCAAUGUUAGCUUUAUAAGCAAGCUUUUCAAGAAAAAAAGGUUUUGUUUCAUUUGCUUGUGGGAAGUUUUGUUUUCUAGGAAAUUCUUGUAAAAGGAAACAAGACUUAAGAAAUGAAACAGGGCGUUACCCAAGAGAGAAAAUCUGAAUGAAACUUGUUUCACUUUAGUAGAGAGUUAUGGUUCUUAGAAAUGAAUAUUUACCAGUUUUUAAAACUUAAGUUUACUUUGUUUCCUAGGAUUAUGUGCAACAAAUGUGCAGCAUUACAGGACUUAAUGAUUUGCAAUAAAGUCUAAAACUCAUUAGUAAAACUGCUUUUAGUCCAAAGUGGUGUGUUUCUUUUUGUCCAAAAUUAAAAAUACAUUCAAAAUAAAUUCUGAAUUAUUACUUGUGCUUGUAACUGUAUUUUUAUGCAAAUCUGGUCCUUUGUGUGUGAAAUAAAACUGACUGACUGUACAGACCACCAUAUUCUCAAAUCAAUUCAAUCAAAAUACACCUUUUUAAAUUGGCUUUCAACCUGUGAACUUUUCUUUUAUUGUCCUUUCAUAUUGUGUCUUUUUUAACCUUCUACACUGUUGGUCUUAUUACUUAUAAUUUUCUGUAUUUUUUAUUAUUAUUUAUUUUAUUUUUUUGGGAAAGUGUCUUUGGAAAGCCCUAUGAGUUACACACAUUGGGAAGAAGCAUUUUAAAAUUUUGGCAUGUAUCUUGGCCCAAGAAAUGAUGGAUUGCUUUGGAAAUGUCAACAACUUUUCAAUUAUUUGCCAGUCAAGGACAAAUUUAAAAAGUAUCUGUUAAAUGUACACUCAAAUGUACACUAAAGUGAGUUGAUUUAAGGUUUUAGAGAUGCAGAAAGAUAAAUGAUUUAAGAAAAGUACACGCACCUCUUUUUUUACACUCACUGCAGGACAAUGAAAACCAAUAACUGCCCAUUUUGAUGGUUCCAGGUCCCAAGGGUGUUCAUCGGCGAGGAGUGUGUCGGAGGAGGAUCAGAUGUAGAACAACUACACAAAAGCGGUAAACUAGAGACCAUGCUGAAGUCUAUUGGAGCUCUGCAGUGAUCCUGCUGCAGACCCUCGGGUACAGAACAACACACAGACUCACACACCUGUCAGUGUAAAAAUAGAGAAGAAAAUCUGCUGCAGAAAGGUGAGGGACAGAAUGAAAAAAACAUGUGCAAUAACAGGUGAGAACAGGGGGUGGGUUUCCCCCCCAGAAGACUUGGAGCAACUUGUUAAGUGCAUGAAUUAGUAACAGUGAGCGCUCAUUAGUGCAGGAAUAAAUAAAUGAAAGGAAAUAAGAUGCCCGGGGUGGUUCUCAAAGAGAUAAAAAGUAAUUGCAGCAGAGUGGUAGAGAUGGGAAGAAAAUUAGCUCCAGGCUCCCACAGAUGGCUGCCAGAUUGAAGGGAACACCUCAAUAAAUCAGUAAAGAAAACAUCAUGAAUGCAGACAUAGCAUCCCAGGCCUGAGGGGUUUCUGGGGGAUUUGAUGAGCAUGAAAAUCAUGUUAAUCCUGUGUUACUGCCUUCACAGUUAGCGGGUCUCAACACAAAUUAGCACCCUUUCAACAUUUUGGAAACAACAAAACCCUGUGGAAGCAUUUUUUUCAGGGGGUGGGAAUGAAUACACACAGAAACCUACACUACAAACACGUGCACAAAAGCUUUGCCUCAACAACAUGCAAACUAGGAUGCAGACACUUAUCCAGUCAGUGUUUCGUUGAUCUAAAACAUGUCUUUAUUUAAAGUCAGACUUCAUGUUAUCUACAUUUUGUACAAGAGAGGCCCACGUGUGUGUCCUCACACACUGGGUUUAGAUGCAGCACUGGAGUUCACUUAGUUUUACAGUCUAGCUUUUCAGCUGUUAAUUACUGAUAUUGUUUUCAAGAGUAUAAUAGCACUAAUCUGAGGAGUGAACGGAUACACACUAGGUAGAAGGUUAAGUAUACACCAGGUGGAUUAAUGUGCCAAAUGAAAUCACCCACAAACUGUCAGGCUCUUACAGUAGAAGCUGUGUCGUCAUGUUUAUGAGCAUCCUGAUACUACAGCUCUGGUAAAAUACUGCAGAUAACACCAGAUUCUAUUUGUUUACUAUUAUUGACUAAAACCCACACAAACUGUCAAAUAUAACAGCAAAACCACACAAUGCAUAUUUUGUGUUUUGUUUUGCUGUGUGUAUCUGAAAUAGGAUGUUAGUGUGUGUUUUCUUUGCUCUGUCUAUUAAUAGUCACUAUUAUUGUAAAUAACAAUGAAGCCCUAGACUGUAAAAUGGCGCAACCCAGUCGUCUGUACACCAGAUGUAAAAAAAAUAAUGUCAUAAUCAUGUCCACAUACAGUUUACAGUAGUUUACAAAAAUAAUUGCAGCACCGAUAAAUCAUAAUCUAGUUAUGAUUAAAAACAACCAUCUUAAAUUAAAAUUAAGACAAAAUAAAUAUUGUCUCCUUCCCAGAGGCAUUGUGGUUUUCAGUGUAUCAUGAUAUCAUCUUUUCAUAAAUCUUUACACUGCUUCUGUACAUGAAAAUGCUACAAAAGGCUUUUACCCUUAAAUAUGACAGAGACAAAAACAUGACUUAGUUCUGCAAAUAAAAUGAAAACAGUUUCCUAUUAAUCUGCAAAAGAAAUGAUGUAAAGUCCACAUCAGGGACUUGGUGGUAGCUGUACUGGUUUGGUGCUCGGAGUGCUUGAUUUUGAUAGAUGCCAUGUGUAGUUUAAUCUAAAGACUUGACUUUUAGCCACCUCUCAAUGAUUGAGAGAUUUGCUGAUUUGUCACCAGCCUGGCUCCAAAUGUAUUCCCUCUCACAUGGUAAUAGGAUUUGCUCGGAGACUGUCUCUGAUGUUCAAUCACAGAUAGAGAAAGAAUCUAAUAAAAGAGAUGUAAUUAAAUCAGCCCCGCUUGUCGGCUGAACUGAGUUUCAGACAAAAAAAUGAUAACGAGCAUGAUUGCGCUACAACUGCGUUCUUUGUGUUCGUGUAAGUCAACACCCGGCUGAAAAAAACUGAUCAUGCCACUCAGAAGUUUGAGGCUCGAGAGUUAUUUCAGGUUAUGUGGGCUCACAGUUGUUAGUUCCAGCACAGAUGCAACACAGGCCAAGGUUUUUUUUUGAAGAAGGAGUGGUUCUGUGUCCAGCUUGCAGACGAAUCCUCUGAUAGAAAUCAAAAACACUUCAGCACUUUUUCUCAACCUGAAGUCCUGUUCCUGUUCCUGUAGCCUGAAACAGUCUGCUCUCAUGAUCCUGGUCAGUUCCAACAGAUGUGCGGUUAUUCGAUAUAUCUGUCCUCGUAAUGGAGACAUUUUAUUUUUACUGCACAUCUUGGAAAUCCUCCAUUUUGCACUGCCAAUGGAAAUCUAAUCUCCCACAGAGCCUGUGGCCAGACAGUCAUUUUAAAUUCAUAUUGGAUUUUAAGGAUUAGUCAUUUUGUAUUGCCAGUGAUAGAAUAGUCAUUAAAUGAAGGACACACAGUUAUUCCUCCAGGGGCGAGCGAGGCCAUCACAGCGGAGUAUAUCUCUGCUUUAAGAGUCAGCAUCUGAAUGAAUCAGCCUUUCAUUUAGCAGCACUUGCAGAAACAAAACUUUUUAUUCUGUUCAUUUCUCCAGAUGUUCAAGAUCAGUCUCACUCUUAUUGUCUCCCUGGUGUCCCUCUUCUGCUCCCCCCUCCCUGUCUUCUUCAGGCUGGCGUCCAGCUGGGGUCACAUGACUAUGCAGCGGGACUUGCGUAGCUUGCGUCUCCGCUGCUGGUACUCGCUGAGCUCCUGCAGGUAGCCUCUGGACGGCCAGCGCAACCUUUCCACCUGCUCCCGUUCCUCCUCUAGAACAACACAGACACACAUAUCACAGCCGUGCUCUGCUGCUAUCGCAACCACAAGAAGGAAGAUUUGCUGCUCAAAAUAUUACACAAAGAUUUAUUGCACUUGGCACAUGGUCACAAAAACACACAUCAUAGGAACCCUGGGGAUUGUUGCCUUUACCACUGCCAACAAGGUUGAAAUAUCUGAUAUGAUUUUGUUUACACUGCAGAGCAGCAGAAGACGGAAGAAGAUCGAUCAUGUGCCUCAUAUUCACUCUGGCUUUUGACUUUAUUUGUGCCCUUCUGUUCCCGUCCAAUGAUUCAUGUUUGUGUGAGUAAUGAUGUCAAUAAAACAUGCUACUGCUUCUAACCAGUCGCUGUUAGUCUUUCUAAUUAGCCUGUCUUUAAGGGUACUUAUCAGGCCAAUUAACUGCAUAUGAAUCUAAUAGGUGCAUAAACCAAUAGUAGGGCUGGGACGAUAUGCUUUUCUUUACUUUAUGAUGCUUUACGAUUUUUUGGACGCUGAUUCGAUUUAAGAUUCUACGAUAUUGCCGAUUUUUCAUUUUUUGGCCUCAUUUUCAAAACCAGUGAAACAGUUGAAUGAUUAUGAUUGUCUAGUGACUAUUCCAGGAACCAUAUUUCCCCAAAAAAUACACAUCACAUGUAAGUCAGUUUUAGAGAUGUAUUCUUAAAUUUGAAAAAAAAUAAUAAUAAUAAUAAUAAUAAUAAUAAUUAAAAAUAAUAAUUUUAAAAAAAAAUAUUUUUGAAUUGAUUUAAAAAUUGUAAAACAAACAAAAAGAAAAAAAAAUGCAAUACUUAUGUGAAUUGAUUUUUUUCUCACACACCUAACAAAUAGCAAAUGAAAAGGGGAGUUUCUCUGGGUCCACUUCUGGCUGAACCAAUCGUGCUGAAUUAGCACAAAGUAGCAAACAACUGUGUAGUUGCAGGCUGUAACUACACGCAACCACAGCACUUUAACAGCGCAAGGCCUUAUGACAAAAGGUCGAAGAGACACAAACGCCUCACAGAUGCAGUAGCUUGUUGUAUUGCAAAAGACAUGCUACUAAUUAGCACUGUUAAAUUUUAUUUUUAUAUCAUGAUAUAUAUCGAUAUCAACUGAUGUGAAAAAAAACUUUUGUGAGAAACUUUUUCCCAUAUUGCCCAGCCCUAACUAUAAAGAUGCAUUAUUUUUAUUUGGGGGGCUAACAGCCAACUGCCACAUUGCCUCAUAACUGAAUAACUAAUAAAAAGUUUCCAAAGGUUUCAAGAUUAAGUUCAAUAUUGAAAGUUCAGAAAAUACAUCAAAAGAGAAAAUGAAACCCUCACUGUCUGUGAUCAUCCACAUUAAUACAUAGUCUAUGCUUUGAACACACAUUUCCUUUUUCAGUCCCUAAAGAGAUAAGCUUAAAGGAUUGGAGCAGUUUGUCGUGAUAGGAAUAAAGGAAUAAACCAUCUGAAUGAUACUUUAAUGUUAGCUAAAGCAGAAAUGGCUAAAGGUUAGCACGUACUUCAUGACCAUGCACUCACGCCAACGCCCUAAUCAGGCAACUCUAAUAGAAAAUUAGAGUAGGAUCCACCUUUGUAUUCGACAAAAAUAAGUGCUAGCCUUCCAUUCACAUUCCUUGUCUGAGACAAAAGGAGCCUAACCUACUUAUACUCUGGAAAACAAAACACAUUCAGCAAAGACUGGAGGCACUUGGACUUCAUUAUUCCCUGAAUGAAAUCUGCAGCCCACUCAAAGCUGAAAUCAGCACUUUGAUUUUGCUAUCGCUCUGUGCAGCCAGACUUCACUUUGCAUACCCAGGACUUGUAUUUGAAUAUGGCAAACGUUUGCUCUGUGUUUACAUGUCCACACACUGACCUGAGAGCUCCAGGAAGUCAGGUUUGUGACUGAAGAUCAGGUAGUUGUUGGCGAUGAAGUGAAGGAGCCAGAUGUACAGCUGCUCUGCAUUGUGACACUGACAAAAUCACAGAAAACACAGAUAUGUCAAAGAAUCAAGAGUCUCUGAAGUAUUAACACUUUUCAACAGGUGACCAUGAACAAUGAGAUGCAGAUUGAGGCUUACAACUAAUGCAAGUCAAAAGAGUAAGAUUGCUGCUGAAAAGAAACACAGCUAUGAGCAAUUUUGACUGACAUCUACAUUUCCUUAAAGGGAUAUUCCGGUGUAAAAUUAAGUUAGGGUCAAACACACCGUAACACUGAGUUAGACACCCAGUCGAGAGAUGAAUGUUGCCGACCAUUUGCUUCUCUAGUUAAACCAACUUUAGGAACGACUGCACGAUAGCAAUACAGAGAACCACGCACUCAACCAAAAAGCCACUCUAUAGCCACAAAUAAUGCUCAGAACAGCACCUAACUUCAUCAACAGUACAUAUAGAGUCCCAGCCAUAACACUAGCCACCAAACACCUUUUUAGCUUUGCCUGAUUUCUUUAGCAAAGAGACUAAACACAACUCACCCACUCUCUUCCAGCAGCCGCUUGUUUGUACAGAGACCCCUGGGUGAGUCCAUUGACUGCAGCGGGAAGACGCAGCUCAAGGAAGAACAUUUAUGAUAAUUUCCUCAUAACAAUGCAAUCAGACCGAGACACUAAGGCAGAAGAACUACCGCGUCUGCACUGCAAAUUUAUCAAAAUGAUGAUUAUUACUUCAAGGAAAUGAUUAAAAAAAAAUGGCUUUUUGGUUAAACACGUGGCUCUCUGUAUUGCUAUCUGUGGUCGUUACUAAACCUGGUAUAACUAAAGAAGCAAGCGUUCAGCAACAUUCAUCUUUCAACAGGGUGUCUAACUCGGUGUUACGAUGUGUCUGACCCUGACUUAAUUUUACGCCGGAAUAUCCCUUUAAACACAACAUGCCUUUGGGUGUCGCAUACAAGCUUUUUUCUGUAUAUGCUGUUUAUCAAACUCUCCUAUCCAUUUAAGCCACUCACUCACUCACUCACUCACUCACUCACCUUUGCCCGGCGGAGUAGUCGGAUCACGCUGAUACCUGUUGAUGACAGCUCUCUACUGGGCAUGCUCUGAAGGUAAGCACACACGCAUACUUCACACAGGUGCUGAAGACGCUUCACCUGGUACAUCUCGGCACAGACCAGCACUGCCAUGGCCUGCAGCACACUGGCUGGACACACAAACACACACAAAACCAUCUGAUAUGUUGCACAUGCAAGACACAAAUUCUUAAAUGAAAUGCCUAUUUAACCUUUUUACAAAAGCUUUUUUUUAGCUUCCAGAAGGAAUCAAAACCACCAGUAAAGUAAAGUUUUUUACUCCAUUUUCCUGUUUGAUUUUUAGACUCAAACUUUAGCUGACAGUAAACUCAGAGAUGCUUUAUUUACACACAGUCAACAGUGCUGAGACAGCAUUUUCAAUUUGGGUUUCUCAGUAUGAAACUUGAUUAUCUUCCAGAUGGACCAAAAAGAAAAACAUUAAUUCAGCACAAGAGGAAGUUUAAACUGAAAUAAUGAUUGGGAAAGUAUUGAUUGUAAAGGCCAAACAGCAGAAAUCAAUUCCUUCACUACACACCUUCCUUAAGUUUUGCACAACAUAGGCCCUCUCAGAAUUAUGUUUUAAGUUUUUAAAACAAAACUCUAAAAACUUGAAGCAUACUACCAGCGACUACUAGCAACUAGAUGCUGAGCACGGCAGAGCAUUAGGCAGCUUGGAAGUAUGCAUAUUUACCUCAUGGGUUGGUGGAAACAAAAAAGAGGAAAAUUACCAUAAAUAUUGAAAUGGUUCUUGUCUCCAAACUUUAAUCCCAAAUAUUGUUUACUGUUUGCUUGAUGCAGUACUUUUUUUUUUUUUAAUUUAACCACUUUCAUCUGUUCUCAAAAACAUCACACCACAUACACUCCUGAUCUGAACCUAGGGAUCAUAAAUUAUUCAUGGCCUAAUACUUCAUCCUCCUUGUCUAAUUUUGAAGCUAUACUGAGCUCACAUACUGGCUACAUGGUUAAUAAUCAGCCAUUUCAUUUAACAGCUCAGAUUUUACAUCAUUAUUUAUAUUCGUCUGAUUUCACGCAAACCUCGUUAGUAACUUCCCAUUUCCGAUAAUUUCCGCAUCCUCACAUGGUCUAAAUCUCAGCCCAGUGCUUUCAAUAAAAUCACUCAGACUGGAACAAAUGAAUAAUUUACUGUUGCUCUUUCCGAGCUGUUAGUUUACAUCCUUACAUACGCACAUGCAACAAGCAUCAAAGAAGCGAAGUCGGUCCUGUUACAUAAUGUCAAAAAUGUCAAAUCAAAUCACUCCUGAUCCGACUUGAUUCCUGCUGUUUGUGUCCAUCAGCCUCAGCAUCCUUCACCCCACAUGAUUCCCAGCAUGUGUCUUUAACAGGCUGCAGCACUGUUGCAGACAUUAAUGAGCAGUGACAAAGUAUUACACUCAGACUACAUGUUAUAAAAACUACCCUUUGAUUUCACACCCUUCAUUUUUGAGGACAUGUGUGCAGUUACCUUGCUCUGACCUUGAGUGUCAGGCUCUUAUGUAACAGUGCAGCAGCUUCUGCCUCUGGAGUUAUUUUUUUUUAUUGCUUUUCUGCUCCCAUGACUCAACCUGAAGCUGAGCCUCUUGAAACUACCUGCUUACACAUAAGCUGGAUCUUAAAGCUACUUUUUAAGGUCUUUUAUGUGUUUUUUCACCAAAACAUCCCAUGCUGCCUAAUAAAGAAAUUGCCAGAUACGACUAGCUGCUCAUUCAAAAUGGAUUAUCCCACAUUGUACAGAGUCCAUUCAGCAGCUUCAUUAUAUAAUAAUACCAGAAAUGAAGAUGGCUGCCGAUGAUGUAAUUGACUCCACAAUUCAGCAAUUGUUAAAUAAAGUUUUGCGCAAUUUUAUCAUGAAUAUAAAGUGAAAUGUUUUUUGCCUAUUCUCUAAUAAUCUGUAAUCAAAUAGAUUCAACUGAUUUUACAGUUUCUUGUGUUGCCACUAUGAAAAUACACAUGCACAAAUGCACAAUACUACUGAAGCCCCUUAAGACAUGACUGCAUAAGCUUGACAUUCAAAGCCGUAUUAUGUCAUCUUUUAGCACUAGGGGGCAGAAAUACCCAAAAUAAAUACAACAGAAGCCUCAAAGAUGGUGCAGCUUGUCCUGUUCGUAUUUCUAAACUUGGUUAGUGUUUCUCCUUUACAUGGAGAAGAACAUGACUCUGUUCAGAAUCCUUUUGAUGGGAGGGGGUUCAUAGUGUUGUGCUUACUCCUGACAUCAGGUCAUGUAUAUUUGAAAGAACCAGUUUUAUGUUUGACUGAAAAACCAAGUGGGAAGGGAGCGGCAGCGAAAGAGUUGGUACUCAGUGAGAUUAACAGUAUCAACUGAGCUGACAUCACUUGAGUCAGUGUCAAAGAAUAAGUAAUACCAAAUGCAUCUUUGAGGUUAAAAAACACGCUCGCUCUCAUCUUCAGAGAGAAUUAUCUGCGCUGAUGACUUUGAAAAUGCAGCUUGCAGAGUGACGGAUAGUGAUAGAGGAAGAAAAAAGAACAUCAUGUCAGGGGCCGUGAGCUGGCACCAUUAAAAACAGAUGAGGCAGUGAUGCCACCGCUUGAUUUUGUCAUCUCUGAAUCUAAUUUAAUUUUAAGCUCAGUGCCGUUCUCUCUCUCUGCAUUCCUCCAGAGACUCACACUGGCAGCAUGUCGUAGUCACACAGAUGGUUGUCGCCACUUGUCAUCUGUGCUUUUGUUUUUGGUCUGUGUUUUGAGCGAGGCCUGCAGGAAAACACCACUGUACCUCUCAAGUGUUUUAUUUCUGUUUUGAUUAAACUGAAAUCAAAGGUCCACCAUCCCUCUGAAACAGGCUGUGUUGUUUUGUUGAUCAGAUUAAUGGCAUUUAAAGCCACUUUCAUCCCAGUCACAAACCCGAUGAGCGUCUAUUUUUAAUGAUUUUUCAUUAUUAAACAACACAAACCCCAUUUUAUGGCUGUAAUAUGGGAAAACAGGUUAAACUGACAUACUGAGUGAGGGUUUCCCACAGCAAUCAAUUACUGUGCAAAAUCAUCCGCUUCAGGGUUGGAUUAGCACACAAAAUACCAAUUUCAUUUGUAGUGUGACAUGCCACCAUCCUCUCAUUACUUUUGAGUACUACUAAACUUGUGUACGUCUGCGCUGUGUGCAGUAAACUCACCAGGACAGCAGGAGUCAGUGUAGAGGUACUCCAGGAAAGACAGGAAGGUAUCUGAGGAGACACCAUGGAUGGGCACCACUCGGCUCCGAGCUUCUGCAUACUUCCCGCUAAACAUGGCCGCCAUGACGUCACAGCGUGCCACUAGCACUGCUCGAUGAGCUGGUAAUACACUCCCUUGAACACACACACACACACACACACACACACACACACACACACACACACACACACACACACACACACACACACACACGGACAUGCAAAAUUUACAUGUAAGAUUUGAGGGAAGCUUCUUGAAAAGUCCUGAAGAGCAGCAGAGAGAAAUGCCUGAGAUUAAAGACUGUUUAUGAUUAAUUCAUUGGAUCUCAACAGAACUGUUUCACAUCACAUGUUAUCUUAGAACAAUUUGAAUGAACUCAAACACUCUUGUUAAAGAUGGGGUAGGCAGGAUUCCGUUAAAGAAGCAUCUUUUUUGUAGUGUAAAUACAAAAAAGCUUUUAAUAUCUGUCAAUAGCAAUUAGUUAUUGAUGAUGUUUGAUAAUAUAACAAUAUCGCUGUGUUCUCUUAUGUCUGUGUAGUCAACAUUUUAAAUUUUUUGAGCGGUCCGCUCUUUCUGACUGUAAACAAAGCCAUUCCCCGCCUCCCCCAACCUGAUUGGUUGUGAGGCCGGCGCUGCUCCUUAGUGCUGAUUGUUUGUGAGGCUAACGCUGCGCCCCUGUGUCAUCCAGGAGCCCAAACAAAGUUAGCGUGCUACAAUAUCGGACAGUAGAAACCAACCAGAAAGUACAGAAAAUUGUCUAAAUCCUCAUUUGGCCAGGACUGCACGAAAACAAAGUAAAUACCUGAGACUCUGGCGGAACGGGGUUUAAAACAGAGGUAGACCGGACAAGAGCUAAAAACCCGGGUCAACAUCAGUGGAGCUAGCAUAAACAUUGGUAAAUGCUUACAGACCCUGUAACCUUUCUGCUGGACAGGUAAACUGCUCUAACAAAGUAAGCCCAGUGUCUGUAACAGAAGUGUUUCUUGUCAAACAGGACCUGCUGCGUGUUGUAGCGCUGCAAAAAUGUUUACCUCGAGUCCCGGAGUAUGUCAUUUUAUCCUAGGUUUAGAAGUCCUGCAAACAUCAUGUUUGCUGGUAGUCUGUUGGCAUCUACAGUAGCACCAAUGCUUUUUACUUUCACGUUGACUAGGCCCCAUUCAUAAUUAUCUUAAGUAUUUAGCUGUAUUCUAUCUGAAUUUAAUUGGAACGAUACAAGCGAGCAGGAGCGUCUGUUUGUGGGCGGGGCUUGCUGGAGUAGAGAGGGAGGAAAGAGGAGGAGCUGAAUGGAAAACUGGUUGGAAGAGGUAGUGUUUACGUUCAAGAUUUCUCCCACAAAGUGGCACUUCCUCAGAUCCUGCCGACCCCACCUCUAAAUCUAACUUGUCUCUUUCGACGCAGUGUAGAAGACUUAUCUAAUUCAAUGUGGCAUGUUGUGAUCUCUCAUAAUGGGCCAUUUAAAUAAACAGGAAACAAAUGACAUGAACAAUCUGAGCAAAAUUCCUGACAUAAUUGCUGUCAUUAAGUGUUAUUAACAGUAAGUGACAGCUCCCUUACUUCACUCCAUCAACAUGCCAGAAUACAAGAACAAAAAAGGCUGAAAUAUCACUAAAUUCUCUGUGACCUCCAAGAGUCACAGAGUUGCUCAGAGGUGCCAGGACCAGAAUAGCUCUCUGCACUUUUGAUGAGAUAAAUAUUGAUUGAGAUGAAGCUUUGAGGCAUUACUUCUGCAUUUCUCAAUUUGAUCCUUUAAUAGCGAAUUGGCUGACUGGAGCUCACGGAGGAGCUUCUGGUGAGAUGAGACAUGACAGGCGCGGAAGGCUGCCCGUUCCUCAGACCAUUUUAUCUUGUUUAGCAUCCAAAUGGGUGACCAGGCCCUGGACUGAGAUCAUAAUUCAAUGAUGGGUAUAAAAUGCAGGCUUCCUCCGCUGUGUGACGAUGCAUUCAUUUGUAAAUGUGACAACCUCAAAAACAUAUAUUAGCAUGGACCCACCUUGCACCAUGAAAAUGACAUCAGAGUAAAGAGGGGAAUUGAAGAGGUUGACAAGAGUCUGGGGGCCCAGCUGAGCCGCCCGGGCGCUCGGGGUGUCCCUAGUGCCCUGCACACGCACAUGUAGAGAAGCAGAGAAAAACACAUAAAGAGAGAGGGUUAGGAUUUCUCUGCUAGGUGUCAGUUUCUAGUUACCUGCACAAUUGUCAUUCUGUGAAUCUAUCCCACCUCCCCUGUGGAAUAUAAAUGACCUCUCAGCCAGUCCAGCUUGUUGCUACCCAAACAUACUUGAACAGCAACGCCAAGAAUAACAUGGCAGAGCUGGCUGACAGACUGUGAACCCCCUGGUCUCCAAAGUGAGUGUUUAUUAACACGUCCUUUCUUCUUUUAAGCCUUUAAAAAAAGACGAAUAAUGUCAAAUCUGUAUAAAUCACCACACUGUGGUUCACAGAUGAGCAAAUCAGUUCUGUGAGAGCGGCUGUCGGGGUAUUUUUGUGGCUGUGUGUUCACAAAGUCUGAAAAUAAGAGUCGUCAAAGCAUCCAAUUACCAUUGCGUGACCUUUCUCAGUCAACCGGAGCACAAAGAACUCCAUACUCCUGCACUGCUCUGCUGCAGAGGGAGCGUUCAGCAAACACAGAGCGUUCAGCAGAGGCGGCAACUGAAUCAAGCCUCUUUGAUUUUGUAAAUCAAUGGGAAGCUUCUGGAGGAAAAUUCAAACCUGUCGUACAGAGUGAGAUGACCUGGAGGUGUUUGCAGAAAACGAGAUCAAACCCCUACAGGACAUUAGGGCAUCUCAUCCCGUUAAAGUGGCCCAGCUGUCACAACAGCAGCUCAUCCUGACGCCGCCUGAGGUGAAGCUCUACAGAUGUGCUUUUAGACCAUGCAAUAUGCCAAAGGCUUGUCAGACCCAGACAAGUCAUAUCUCCUGACCAUGAUCUGAAUGCUGAUGUCUGAUACCUAAGACAUGGAGUAGCCUUGUGUUUUCUAAACUGAUGGGGUAUAUUGCAGAUAUGAAGCUGCAGUUUUUACCAUAAAAUUCACAUCAUGGCUAUCAUCUGCUGUGAACUACUUCUUCUGUGUAUUCAGUAUCUUUAACAAGCAUCUCUUGUUUAUCUGAUACUAAUUCCCACAGUGAGGAUACGUUCAGUAAUUAAAUAAACAUGCUAAUUAUAGCCAAAUUAACACUGUACUGUUUGUUAACAAGGUCUUGCUAAUGAAGGCGUUGUUUGUCUCUGUAUUCAAAAACAUGUGUUUAUACCUUUAUGGGCUAUAUUUGACAAAUUAUAGAUAUUUUAAGGGAUGUUGUGGCGUAAAAUUAAUUUAGGGUCAAACACACCGUAACACCGAGUUAGACACCCCCUUGAGAGAUUAAUGUUGCCGACCGCUCGCUUCUCAAAUUAUACCAACUUUAGUAACAACCACACAAUAGCAAUACACAGCGGCCUGAGGAGCCACGCACUCAACCAAAAAGCCACUUUAUAGCCACAAAUAAUGCUCAGAACAGCACCUAACUUCAUCAACAGUACAUAUAGGGUCCCAGCCAUAGUACUAGCCACCAAACAUCUUUUUAGCUCUGCCUAAUUUCUUUUGCAAAGAGACUAAACACAACUCACCCACUCUCUUCCAGCAGCCGCUUGUUUGUAGUGAGACCUCAGGUGAGUCUAUCUACUGCUGCGGGGUGACGCAGCUCAGGGAAGAACAUUUAUGAUAAUUUCCUCAUGGAAAUGCAGUCAGACCGAGACACUAAGGCAGAAGAACUACUGUGUCUGCAGUGCAAAAUGAUAUGAUGAUUAUUACUUCAAGGAAAUGAUAAAGUAAUGAUCAUAAAUGUUCUUCCUUGAGCUGCGUCACCCCGCUUCAGUCGUGAUGGACUCACCUGAGAUGUUUGUACAAACAAGCGGCUGCUGGAAGAGAGUAGGUGAGUUGUGUUUAGUCUCUUUGCUAAAGAAAUCAGGCAAAGCUAAAAAGAUGUUUGGUGGCUAGUGCUGUGGCUGGGACCCUAUAUGUACUGUUGAUGAAGUUAGGUGCUGUUCUGAGCAUUAUUUGUGGCUAUAAAGGGGCGUUUUGGUUGAGGUUUGUGUGUGGCUCCUCAGGCCACUGUGUAUUGCUAUCGUGUGGUCGUUACUAAAGUUGGUAUAACUAGAGAAGCAAGCAGUUGGCAACAUUCAUCUCUUGACGGGGUGUCUAACUCUGUGUUAUGGUGUGAUUGACCCUAACUUAAUUUUAUGCCGGAAUAUCCCUUUUAAAAAACAGCGGUGCGAUUUUUGUGUAAAGUAAAAGAGGUGAUUUUUCACACGAACACUCUCACCCUGUCUCUGCCAAUGAGGGAUCGUAUGCGCUCCAUAAGUUGAGCUACAGCGAGUGAAUUCUUCAGCUUCUCCUCCAGGGCCUCCUGGAGGUGUUCCCACUCCCACGCUCCUACAAAACAUCCACAAUAGUACAGUUUACAAAAAAAGACACACAGACAAACUCUUUUUAUUCCAGCUGGCACCGUGCUCUCACCACCCACACCACCUUACUCGGAGCACUCAGGACCUGGUUUUGACAAAGUUUGCUUGUUCUAAAAUAUGUCUGCUUAUAUAAUUCAUGCGGGUUGCGGUCGGGACACUCAGUCCAUGUUUCAAAAGUGUUCAAGAUCGAGACCAGAAUGUCUUUUCAGUGGAAAAAUGGUAAAUCUAAAUAAUGAUCUCAAGUCUAGCCUCAAGGUCAACUGGUUGGUAGUAAAGCCUUUCUUUUAUUCAUUUCAGGUGCGUAUUUGUAAUAGUUUUAUCUUUUCCCAGUAGACAGUUGGAAAAAAAAGCUAUUCCAUUCAAAUCACAGCCAUCAAAUGCUUUAUAAACAAUCAUAGCAACAAUCAUGCAGCCAGCCUUAAGCUUUCACAGGUUUUUAUGACAGGUACUAUCACAGUGCUACAAGGCAAACAGACUUCACAACAGCGAGUGAUGUGAAUUUAGCUUUUGCUAGAUACAACAGUAAAGUCAGGCUGAUGCUUAUGGGAAAAUAAUAAACCAAAGAGCUGAAAUUUCAAAUUGAAAAUUCAAGCUUAUGAUACAAUAAAAGAGAGGGGACUUAUUUGGCUGAGGUUGAUUUUUUUUUUGUUGAAAACACUCAUGAAAACCUUAUGAGAUCACCAAGAGGAGUAGGAUUUAUAGAACCUCUAAGGGACUUACAUGAACCUUUUUGGGAGCCGUCCAACAAACAUUUAUCAAGAUGCUUACUCAAUAUAUGCUAUCCUCAACAAAUAAACUGUCAGCUUUAUGGUAGUAACACUAGGAAAAACAAUCUGUGCUGUGAAACACAGUUCAUGCCAUAAAAAAUAACACGAGUAAGAUACCAAGAACUUGCAGCAAGACACAAAAAGAACUUGUUUUAAAACGCAGAAAAAUUCCUCCCUCCAUAUUAUUAUGCAGGAAACAACUAUGCUGCUUUCAUUCACUUUAGCUGAAGAUGUCUUCAUGGAGCCUGCACAGCCCUGCAGCUUGAUUUAGCUGAUGCACUCUGUCUCUUUGGGAUGUAAACAGACAGUGUGGGGAAUAGGGAGCUGGACUGGACAGGAUUUAUCUCAUCAUUAGUUCAUAAUGACGGUAUUUGGGCUGAUAGAGGGAUUACCUCAGCACACGCUGUCGGAUAAUAACGUGGCGCUGACACCUCAUAGGCACAGCGACAGAUUAGCUCAGGAGGUGUGCUGCUGACGUACCAUGUUGCCAGACACAGAAACCUGAAAACUGAACCUUUCUUUUUUGAACAGCCCUGACAAGGUCAUAAAAAAGUACAGUUUGUGGUCAUUUGUCCAAAAAAUGACAGACCUGUAUUUUUAACUGUAGCUGCUAAUGAGACAAAAGUAACUCCAAACAGACAUAAUUCCUCUGUGUCAUAUAUUUAAGAGCAUGUGCUAAACAGACACACACACAUAAAAGCAACCAAGUGACAAACGCAAUGAUUCAGCUGCACAGCACACAAGGAGACAGAGUCUCACUGUGUUAACAUCAUACAGGAUAAGUCACGGCCUCUGUGACUGUCCGUACACACUGAAUGAAAAAAACAUAAUGUGUGGAAUGCAAGUAUGACGCAGAAACAUGAUAUUGUUAUGGAAAUUAGCUCUGUCAAACCAAUAUAUUGAGACACAACUGACAAAAGACUUGAGUUACAUCGCCAGUGGAAGAUAUUUGUCCCUUCUCUGGGAAAGCCGAGAGCGGCACAAUGUGGAUUUACAGAUUGAACAUCCAAUAUUGGUCUGGAUCUCUCUGUGGGCAGGGAAGGCAAACGCUCACAUCUGAUUAUCCAGUCCGGGAAAGCACGCUAAUAGAGACACGCACCCACACUGUAAAGUGAGGUCAUCUGCUUUAAACAUACAGUCAGACCCGCCAUGUUGAAGGUUAACAUUAUAUUACAUCACACAAGGCUUCACACCGACUCCCUGCGGUGUUUCAGGAGUAGAAACGUGACAUUGGUAUUCUGCAGAGCACAUGCCCACAUGCUCCUGUUUCUGCUGUUCGCUCCACACAUACCGACACAUACACACUUACACAAACAUACACACUAUAGCUGCAUGCUCUACUACCCUGCUCUCCCACCGACCAAAUAUUUUCCCUCCAUCUUAGCUCUGUCAUGUCCUCAAUUUUCCACUUUGCUUUUCAUAUUUCUCCUCUCCUACUGUAAAAAAAAAUCUGCACAAGUACUUUAAUACCUGUGCACAAGCGUCAACACCACGCCCUCUGUCUGACAAACUCUCUCUCUCUUAUUCUUAUUCAUACCACCACUCAUGGAGACUCAGUCUAACCCUAUAAUCUUCUUCCCUUCUUUGCUCAUCCUUCUCCAGCACACACACGCAC